AUGGGUAACGACAAAUAUGACAAUGGUGACUUCAAUAAUAAAUAUUGUAAUGACGAAUAUGAAAAUGGUGACUACGGCAAUAAAGGUAAUGGUUAUAACAACGAAGAUGAUAAUGGUGACUAUCAUGAUAAUAGUAAUGAUGAUAAUGACGAAGUUGAAAAUGGUGAUUCAAAUAGUAACAGUAAUGACGAUAAUGUCAAAUAUGACAAAAGUAGUAACGACAAUAAUGGUAGUGCUGUUAGUAGUGAUAAUAACAACUAUGAAAGUGAUAACGGUGAAAAAACAAACGACGAUGAUGCUCCUACUUGCUUACCAUGUAGAAAUGGUGAUUUUCCAAGUGGUAUACACCGGUGUGUUUACUGUAAUAAAGCAGUUCAUUUGUUUGGUUGCUCAGUAAAAAAUCCAUUAAGUGAAGAAGGAUUUGGCGAAUCGCGGAUUUGUCUAGUAUGUGAUAAUAAAAAUUAA
Macrosiphum euphorbiae (potato aphid) is the source of this 465-nucleotide messenger RNA. The record is from the annotation of a GenBank genome assembly. Lineage: Eukaryota; Metazoa; Arthropoda; Insecta; Hemiptera; Aphididae.